CAAGCCAGUCACCUCUUUCUCAAAAAAAAAAAAAAAAAAAAAACCAAGCCAGUCACCUUAUGGAUUGCAGGGUCUUAAAACUUGUGAUUCAGUCAGCGAAUGGAUUGAAAGACGUCAAUCAUGUGACAACAAUGAAGCCUUACGCGGUUGUUUCCAUUCGCGAUAACCAAAAUAACCUCCAUUCCUCAGAGGAAAAAACACCGGAGGACACAGCUGGAGGUGCUUCAAACCCCACAUGGAACGCCGAAGUUACGUUCAACAACCUCGACAUCACCAAGGCCAAGGAGAGCAACCUUGAACUUGUUGUUAAGCUCAUGUCACUCCGGACGGGUCACUUUUUUAGCGACAAAGAAAUCGGUGAAGUCCGUGUGUCCAUCACAAAAUUGCUGGAAGGUUUUGGUGGUAAAGCUAAAGCUGAUGCAGUAGUUGCUGAAAAACAGAUGAAAGAGAGUGUUAAGACCACAGAUGAAAAGUCCCAAGGAACACUAGUCUUUUCUUACAAGUUUGAGAGCGUGACUACUGGACAGAAACCAGCAGGGCAGAAGAAUUCUCCAACUGCGCAGCAAAAUGUGCAGCAGAAACCUGAACAGCCUGCUGGAUUGGGGAACCCGUUGGUCUCCAAAGCGGUGAAAGGGAUUGUGGGAACUGCGUCGAACAAUAUCGGAUUGACAAGUGCGGUUGCUGCAGCCCCGCCUCCGCGUGCUAUGCAAACCCGUGCUGCUGCUGCUAAUCAGCGUGGUGCUGAUGACCCGUCUGAGGCUAAUAAUAAAGGGAUUGCGGGAACUGCGUUGAACACUACCGGAUUGACAAGCGCCUCUGAUGCUGCUGCAGCCCAGCCUUCGCCUACUAUUCAAAACCAUGUUGCUGCUGCUGAUGAUCAGCGUGUUACUGCUGAUGACCCGCCUGAGGAUAAUAAUGAAGGGAACACUACCGGAUUGACAAGCGCCUCUGAUGCUGCAGCCCCACCUUCGCUUGCUAGUCAAAACCAUGCUACUGCUGCUGUUGAUCAUCGUGGUGCUGAUGACCCGUCUGAGUAUAAUAAUGAUGAAGGUGAAGGUGAAGAUGAUGGUUAUGGAGAUGAAGAUGAAGAGGUAGAUGUUUGAAGAUUAAGAAUGAAGCUAGAUAUGGUCAUGGAAAUAUUAUAUAAGGAUCUCAAGGGUGGUUAUAUUAUAUCUAGGUAUGCAUAAUGCGUAUAAUAAUCAAUAAUGCAAGUCCACCUCAAAUUAGCUAUAUGUACUGGUUUUUGCUGUUUAUGUGUGAAUCUUUAUGCAGUCUUUCUUAGAUUGUCAAGCUGAGACUCUGAAUUAUCUUAAUGUUCUAUUUCUACUAUGUGUAUCAGUACUGUUUCUAUUUUGGGAAUGAUAAUUAGUAGUUGUUGUGCUCACUUGGUAGUAUCAUUCAGUUGAUCAGUUGCACUAACAAUCUCUAAACUAUUCUUCUGAUACAGUAUACAUUAGUUUUCAUUUU
Quercus lobata is the source of this 1467-nucleotide messenger RNA. RefSeq lists its product as uncharacterized. The transcript has 2 exons. Bases 60 to 1103 code for a protein of 347 amino acids. The record is from RefSeq and is a predicted model, not a curated record. Lineage: Eukaryota; Viridiplantae; Streptophyta; Magnoliopsida; Fagales; Fagaceae.